AUGAGCGGCGGUCACUACGAAGCUCCUCGCAUUCCCACGCGUCAAGAGAUGGCUGACGCGAAGGUGCCGCUGCACUAUCGCGAUACGUGUGCAGGCUUGCUGAUACCUCUGAAUGAGUGCCGACGGGGAGACGUUCUUUCUCCCGUGGAAGUGCCAAGACCUGCGCCAUGCCUACGAGAAGUGCCAGUACGAGGAGUGGAAGACUCGCGUGGAACUUCUCAAGAACCAGCACUAGAUCUUGUUUGGUUUUUGGGAGAAGAGCGGACCACGGGCGUUGUGGAUAGGUGGGUGAAUGCAGGUGCUGCGAGAAGGUUUGCACCGAAAACCGCCAGUGAAUAA
Molecule: messenger RNA, 339 nt
Organism: Peronospora matthiolae
Lineage: Eukaryota; Oomycota; Peronosporomycetes; Peronosporales; Peronosporaceae
Source: the annotation of a GenBank genome assembly